AUGCCUUCUCCUUUGUCCAGCCAUAGCAAUAACAACAACAACAACAAAAUUCAACAUCACGUACAUUCCCUACCAUCACAACCCCACAGCGAUCCGAACCCGACAGUACUACAGCAGACGACUACCAAUAACACCACUACUCCUUCAAAUUCUUCUUCAAACAACCCGAGGCAGUACAGCUUGGCACCGCCCCCUUCGACACCACAUCUCAACAACAACAAGAAAACCAGAGCCGCGACACAGCUUGUAACCCUCGUGCUACCCACGGGUAACAGCGGAUCCAGCAACGUCGACUUCUCUGCUCCCUCUUCUGCCUCGUCGGCCACGACCAGCUUCCAGCAGCAAGAUCGGAAACUCCCACUGCCCGCCGAUGGUGUAGCCGGGACCAGCGGCCACCGUACGGAAGAUAUUGAGAUGGACCAGAUGGCGCCAGUCAGCGGCCAUAGGAGGCGCCGCAGCACUCUGACCUCGAGCGUUGGCGCUGCUGCGCCCAUGGGUCCCUCGCACAGUAGGGGUCGCUCGAUAGGCCAGAGUUUCCGCAAGUCAAUGGACCCCGGCGCCGAUGGCAAGAUAUCCGAGGAAUCGGCAUUCCGCCCGGCCGGUGAGCCGUCAAAGGUAGAGCCAUCCGACGACGAAAGGAGCUUUAGCGAUGAGGAUCUACACAGCGACGAGGAGACGGGUUUGACAAAAAAGGAUAGAAAGAGAAGGCGCGCCAAGAAGAAGCGGAACACGCGGCUAGACAACCGAAUCGCGAGACAGCAUAUCACCGACGAGGAGCGCAAGGAAGCCGACCAAAAUGUUGCGCGCAACAUUGCCAUCAACUGCGUGCUCAUUGGGCUGUGGUACAUAUUCUCCUUGUCAAUUUCUUUGUAUAACAAAUGGAUGUUUGACGCAAACAACCUCAACUUUGCUUUCCCCUUAUUUACAACAUCCGCACACAUGCUGGUGCAGUUUUCUCUCGCCAGCUUGGUGCUAUACUUUAUACCUUCCUUACGACCAGGUGCUGGGCGCAAUUCAGACAUGGGCCAGUCGCGGCACGACUCGGAGCCUAAGCAACCUCUGAUGACAAAUUUGUUCUACCUCACCAGGAUAGGACCAUGUGGUGCGGCCACUGGUCUAGAUAUUGGCCUGGGCAAUGCAUCUUUGAAAUUCAUCACACUCACAUUCUACACCAUGUGCAAGUCCUCAUCACUGGCCUUUGUGCUAUUGUUCGCUUUCAUGUUCCGCCUCGAGACGCCGACAUGGAAAUUAGUCGCCAUCAUUGCUACCAUGACGCUGGGCGUUGUGAUGAUGGUGGCAGGCGAGGUGGAAUUCAAACUCAACGGCUUUGUUCUUGUCAUCUCCGCUGCAUUUUUCUCGGGCUUUCGUUGGGGUCUCACCCAGAUUUUGCUCCUCCGGAAUCCUGCGACAUCGAACCCCUUCUCCAGCAUUUUCUAUCUGGCACCAGUCAUGUUUUGCACUUUACUGAUUAUAGCGAUUCCUGUGGAAGGCCUGCCUCAAUUGAUUGAGGGUUUGAAGGCCUUGAGUGAAGCCUGGGGCCCCGUUCGCGCUCCUCUGAUUCUCAUCUUUCCCGGAACCAUUGCGUUCCUCAUGACAGCGUCAGAGUUUGCCCUGCUGAAGCGAAGCAGUGUCGUAACACUGUCAAUUGCCGGCAUUUUCAAGGAGGUUGUCACCAUCAGCGCCGCCGCCCUGGUGUUCAAUGAUAAACUCACACCCAUCAACAUUUUUGGCUUAUUUGUCACGAUUGCAGCUAUCGGUUGCUACAAUUGGAUCAAGUUUACAAAGAUAAGGAAUGAGGCCCAGGUGGAGGCACACAACAAGCAUGGAUAUCAACAAGCGGAAAGUGGCUCGAGCAGCGACGGCGGCAGCGAAAGCGAUGAAGAUACCGGGCUUCUGGCGCAUAGUGAAGCAGAAGAUGAAAGAAAUAUGAUCACGGUGGACGGAGAUAUCUAUCCAGAUCGGACAGCGCCUGCCGACGAAGGGCGACCACCGAGAACCAGCGAGCAUGCCAGCAGAGCAUAG
Messenger RNA from Pestalotiopsis fici W106-1, 2022 nucleotides. RefSeq lists its product as uncharacterized. Gene Ontology annotation, biological process: UDP-glucose transmembrane transport. Gene Ontology annotation, cellular component: endoplasmic reticulum-Golgi intermediate compartment; cis-Golgi network; Golgi apparatus. The record is from RefSeq and is a predicted model, not a curated record. NCBI's taxonomy places the organism in Eukaryota, Fungi, Ascomycota, Sordariomycetes, Amphisphaeriales, Sporocadaceae. The coding region runs from base 1 to 2022 and encodes 673 amino acids. Gene Ontology annotation, molecular function: antiporter activity. The transcript is spliced from 3 exons.